GAAUGAUCCAUAAGGGACUCCCACCUCAAAAAAAAAAAAAGUCAAGUAAUAAACAAGAGUCUCAGGAACUUGCAUUAUUUCUUAUUCUAUCUUGAAUGCCUAGCACACCGUCGCAUGAGGAUGGUAUAUCUGGGUACGAAAAGGAGGCCUUUAUCGACCUGGACGAUCCUAAUGUUGAAAUCCUUGGGGAAAAUGAGAAUUUAGCUUUUGAUCACGAUGGAGAAGUCAUCUCUGAUGCCGACGUCGAGCACAAAAGUGAUUCUCAGCAUAGCGAUGAAGUGGGCCAUAGAGUUGGUUCGUUGCACCAGAAUGAUGUCGAAGCCGAAGACCUCAAUACCAUUCCGGACCGAACCCCAGAACGUGAUGAUGCUAUUGCCACAUUCGUAUGCGCUGAGAGCAAACCAGUUCACGCCGUUUCGGUGCAUCCCACGGAGCCAUUCCUAUUUGCUGUAUCAGGUGAGAGUGAAGAGGUGUACAUUCUGCGACUUGAUAACGAGCAGGGUGAGGUGAAAUUGUUGCAGACCCUUAAGGGACAUUCCGAUACCGUAAGCUUGCUGUCUUUUUCACCAAGUGGAGAGUGGCUUGCAAGCGGGAGCCUCGAUUCGACUAUUAGGCUGUGGUCAACAGAAACCUGGGUAACAGUUUACACGCUGAGCGACUUAUAUGGUGAAAUUACGACCUGCCUAUGGCAUCCCAGCAGCUUGCUUUUCCUUGCUGGUGCUGACGACGCACAGGCAGCCAUGUGGAAUGUUACGAAGGGUACGCUGUCGAUGUAUUUUGUUGGCCACCGUGGACCUAUAUCCAGCAUGGUGUGGUCGCCAAACACGAAGAAAAUUAUUACUGGAAGUGGAGACGGUUCAAUCAGCGUUUUCAAUCCUAGAACAGGUGAACAGGAGCUCAGUCUGUCAAAAGAUAUCAGUCCUGAUGGGGCCGGGAUAACAACCUUGUGUUUCGUAAACGACGAUCAGUGCAUCGUUGGCUGUGAGGAUGGUACAUUGCAUGUUUUUUCCUUCCGAAGUGGAAAAAUAGUCACCCAUAUGGAAGAUUUGCAUGACCAGGCUAUCGAGUCUGUGAGCGUCAACACUGUUUUCAACUUCUUUAUUACGUCUAGUUGUGACUGCAAAAUUAUUGUAUGGAACAUAAAUGGGUUUUCUCCGAGAAUGGUACAUGAAAUCGAGGAAAGCAUCAUCCCUGCGUUGUGGGUAGAUCAACUUUUACUAGCUGGAUGCAGCGAUGGAAGUGUUCGUGUUUGGGAUGGAAGAUCUUCUUCGCUCGAGUCCCUAUACACAUUUAAGGGUCAUCGUCGCAUGGUACUGAGUAUGGCUGUAUCAGAAAACAUUAUAGUAACAGGAAGCGAUGAUGGAAGCGUGAAGUUUUUUCACCUUACAAAGGAUCUCUUUGAGGAAUCAUAGAUGUUAGUACUCACUCCUCUGAUUUCUAUUUGUUUUGAGAGGGAGGAUACAAUAAGAGUAAUGAAAACAUCAGUAUUAACUUCCUUAGAUGCGAUAGCCCACGGAAGAAUUAAGUGAUAUAUAUACAUAUAUAUAUCUAAGCGACACUAAUUAAGGAAACACCUCAAAAUAGUUGAGCUUUUUAAAA
Messenger RNA from Phytomonas sp. EM1, 1599 nucleotides. NCBI's taxonomy places the organism in Eukaryota, Euglenozoa, Kinetoplastea, Trypanosomatida, Trypanosomatidae. The record is from the annotation of a GenBank genome assembly.